Molecule: messenger RNA, 2828 nt
Organism: Pyrgilauda ruficollis (rufous-necked snowfinch)
Lineage: Eukaryota; Metazoa; Chordata; Aves; Passeriformes; Passeridae
Gene: TRMT10A
Product: tRNA methyltransferase 10A
Exons: 8
Coding region: 259-1266 (335 amino acids)
Biological process (GO): tRNA N1-guanine methylation
Cellular component (GO): cytosol; nucleoplasm; nucleus
Molecular function (GO): tRNA binding
Source: RefSeq, a predicted model, not a curated record
UAUAUGUGUGUAUGUGUGUCUGUCUGUGCGCCUGUAUACGCGCACGCAGGGCUCGGUGUGUGAACGCCCUCAGACAGGGAAAGCGGGGUGUGCCAGCAAAACCUGCGCUGGAUUUCUGGUGUCCUGUGAGUUUCCUGUCUCUGGUGCCGCUGCAGGCAGCCAGGGGGUUGCUGUUUCCUGCCUGUUGGAGAUGCAGUGCUCUCCGGUGAAGUUGUCCUUGGGGAAUUGUAGAACUGGUGAGCAGAAGACUUGCUUUUAAUGAAAUAUCCAGCAUGUGUUGAGAAACACAUCAGAAAAUCAAGCCAAAAGCCAAUGUCAUCUGAAUCACCCACAGACAGUCCAGAGGUGCCAAUGGAAAAUACCCCGUUCCCUGAAGUUCCUGAUGUGGAAGGAAAGGCAAAGUCAAAUGACAAUCCAGUAGAGAGACUGGAGGCAGGCCCAGGCAAGGAAGAAUGCCUUGAGUCCAUGUCCAAGAGGCAGAGGAAGAAGCUGUUGAAGCAGAAGCAGUGGGAAGAACAGAAAGAUCUACGGAGGCAGAAACGAAAAGAAAAACGCCAGAAGAGAAAACUAGAACGUCAGUCAAAAUUGGAUUCCAGUAGUGAGGGGAAUGACAGGAAGUGCAUGCGCAGGGAAGUUGUUCCUAGCACACUUCGCCUCAUCGUGGACUGCAGCUUUGAUGACCUGAUGGUGUUAAAGGAUGUUAAGAAGCUUCACAAGCAGAUUCAGAGAUGUUACGCAGAAAACCGCAAGGCAUUUCAUCCUGUGCAGUUUUACUUGACCAGCCAUGGGGGACAGUUGAAGACCAACAUGAACGAAAAUGACAAAGGAUGGGUGAAUUGGAAGGAUAUCCAAAUUAGAACAGAGCACUAUAGUGAACUAAUAAAGAAAGAAGACCUAGUAUAUCUUACCUCAGAUUCCCCAGAUGUUCUCAGAGAGCUUGAUGAGAAGAAAGCCUAUGUGAUUGGAGGACUGGUGGAUCACAAUCACCACAAGGGAAUUACUUACAGAAAAGCUGUAGAGCAGGGAAUUGGUCAUGCACAGCUCCCACUUGGAAACUUUGUCAAAAUGAACAGUCGGAAAGUGUUAGCUGUCAAUCAUGUGUUUGAGAUCAUCCUUGCAUACCUGGAGAAGAGAGACUGGAAGGAGGCCUUUUUCAGUGUCCUGCCACAGAGGAAAGGGGCUGUUCCUUUGGGAGAAGCCAAUGAUUCAUCCAAACAUGCUCUGUCUGGAAAAGAAGAUGAAGACAAUGACUCGGACAGCAACUAGGCUUCAGAAUUGGAUAAUGGGAAGGACAAGACAUGCAGUUCAGGGAAUAAAACUGGGACAUGAAGUAGUUUUACUUCAAAGACCACCUGCGGCCCUUGUAAUGCUGAAUUGUCUCGGUGCUUGGUAGUCCCAGAGCUGUUUCUGUGCAUGAAGGGUUAAGUUAAAUGCAGGUUUUUACCCUGAAACUUCAAUAUAAUAGCUUUUUAAAAAGAAAAAAAAGAAAUUAAUGCAGCAUUUAUUUUUUUCCCAGGGAAGCUGUUUAAUUUAAUUUUUUAAAUGUUGUUUUUUAUACAUAUCAAGUUGGGUGUAAAUGCCAAGAACAUUAGUAGUUAAUAUUUUAAUGUAUACAUUCUUGUCUCCAUUUCUGUUCAUAAGUUUUCUUAAAAGCAAUGAAUGACAAGUGUUCCUUUGGUUCCAAAACCUGUACCACUAGUGCCUGCUGCAAAGUUGUGCAUGAACACUCAAAACAAAAAUUCUGAUUUUCCUGAGCAUCUCAACAGACAAUCACAAGCAACUGAACUGCCUGAUUUCUGUAUUGUGUUUAGUUAGCUGGGGUCAGUAGGUGAAGUAUGAAUGUGGGGUUAAGCCAGUGCUUUAUACUUGAGCUCGAGAGGGAUGGGUGUUAGCACAGAUGCAAAUCAUGUGCCUUGGUGGGCACAUGGUGCACACUGAGGUGACUCAAUCUCUUUUUGAUUAUUUCUUUGUAUUCUCAGCAAAAUUUAUCACACAGCCUCAAAACAACACCAGGAGAGAGGAACUCCUCCUUACAGGUCACUCAGAUUCAGUAUUACUGUGUAAUCACAAGAUCCUCUAUGUAUCGUAUUGUCUAUCAAAUAUUUUUCCUUUUAAAAAAAAGUCAGUCUUGGCUGGAUGUUCUGAUUCUGAUUCAUCAACUGACUUCACUGCUGUGGCAGAGUAGUGAAGUGGACGUCUUGGAAGUGAGGCUUUGCUUCAGCCCUGUGAGCCUGCCUAUCCCUUUCUUCUCCAGGGAGUAGCCAGGUAGCUGCAGUGCCUGAAUAAGUGCAGCUCUCACACAGGUUUCUCAUGCCUGAAGAGCUUGAGGUCAUGGCAUCCGAAGUGUGCCUCUCUGCUGAGCUGCAGUCAGAGGGCUGAUUCAAGUAUGAUUUGCCUUGUGCCCAUUUUUCUUGUUCCCUUCGUUGUUACUGCUUUCAAGUGGAGACUGCAAGUGGGUCCCCAUGGUCUGUAAAGGCUUGGCACCCAACUGGUCAUGACUGACACACUUAGUGCACUUCUCUCUACACUUUCUAAUAGAAAGGUUUCUUCUGUUAAAAGGAUGGAUUGUGGUUUGUUGCUGAAGUUCCAUGGGGCUUUUCUUAGGCUUUACAAAACUGUGGUUGCUUUGUUGCAGAAACUAGAUCAGCCUUUUCAUAAAAACAGUGCUGGUUUUAUUUCUGUAACAAAAAAGGCAGCAUAAGUGUAUCCAGCAUGUAUUACACUGAUUCUCUAACUGAAAUGUGUAAAAUUUCAAGGAAUUACACCAUAACAGCUGAGAGCACCUCACAUUACUGCAUGUAGCACCUAUUAAACCUGAUCUAAGACUC